Eublepharis macularius is the source of this 2281-nucleotide messenger RNA. RefSeq names its product zinc finger AN1-type containing 2B (gene ZFAND2B). Gene Ontology annotation, cellular component: cytoplasm; endoplasmic reticulum. Gene Ontology annotation, molecular function: zinc ion binding. NCBI's taxonomy places the organism in Eukaryota, Metazoa, Chordata, Lepidosauria, Squamata, Eublepharidae. The transcript is spliced from 9 exons. Bases 317 to 1198 code for a protein of 293 amino acids. The record is from RefSeq and is a predicted model, not a curated record. Gene Ontology annotation, biological process: protein targeting to ER; proteasome-mediated ubiquitin-dependent protein catabolic process.
UGGACCUCCCUCCGCCCUCCUCACGGGCGGCUUCCUUCGCCUCCUCUGUAGCUCGUCUUCCCUUAGGAACGUGUUUGUCCUUUAGCAUCUUUUCCUUCUGGAGAGCUGCAGCGUCACCCUCUUCCUAGUUUCUUCACCACCCCUCGGGGUUGAAGCUCCGCCCUUUCCUUCUCCCCUCCCCUUCCUGACGUGACAGAUUUUCUGCCGAGUCGACCUCUGAUCUCUUAGCCUCUGAUUUUGCUUUCUGCCCCGCAGAUAGGAUUCUCCCCCCUCCUCGCCCCCCACCGCUGCUAUCUCCAGCUCCGCGAGCAGCGCUAUGGAGUUCCCCGAUUUAGGCGCCCACUGCUCGGAACCGUCUUGCAAGCGCCUGGGGUUGCAUGGGAAACUGCUAUACCUCCUCUUCACGUCAUCAUACUGUCCUUUCCUGCUCCCAGACUUUCUUCCCUUGAAAUGUGAUGCUUGCGGGCAACUAUUCUGCACCAGUCACGUUGCCUACGCCCACCACAACUGCACUUCAGCUUACAAAAAGGAUGUGCAGGUCCCUGUGUGCCCACUCUGCAGCACACCGAUUCCCGUGAAGCGAGGUGAGAUGCCUGAUAUUGUGGUGGGGGCACAUAUAGACCAAGACUGCAAAUCGGACCCAGCUCGACGUAAGCGCAAGAUCUUCACCAACAAGUGUCAGCGGCCUGGCUGCAAGCAACGGGAGAUGAUGAAGGUUGUUUGUGACCAGUGUCAUGGCAACUUCUGCCUCAAGCACCGACACCCACUGGAUCAUGACUGCACUGGGGCUGGCCAUCCCCUCUCCAAGGCAGGGCAUGCUGCCAUUGGCAGAGCUCAAAAGUCAACCAAAGCACCUGCAAGCACCGUGUCCAGCAAUGGGGCCAUGAGAACUGUUGCAAGCCCACCGACCUCCAGCAGAGCCAGUGAGAUGGCAAGAGCACCCCAGCCCCAAAGCACAUCUCCACCAGCUGUUGUCCUGCAGAAUGGUCUGAGCGAAGAGGAAGCACUGCAACGUGCCUUGGAGAUGUCCCUGGCAGAGACCGUGUCCAGCCAGCCACAGUCCCGCAGCACCCAGGAGGAGGAAGAUCUAGCACUGGCUCGAGCUCUUUCAGCUAGUGAGGAGGAAUACCGGCGGCAGCAGCAGCAGCAGCAGCAACAGGCUCGAAGCACAAAACCGUCCAACUGUUGCCUCUCCUGAAUGCAAAGAGCCCCUGUCAGCAUGGAACUCCUCCUCACUGCAAUGGUUCUUCCUCUGUAGUUGCAGGGGAUACUUUCUCCUGCUGCUCCCUCAGGGCUACUAACAACUGACCAAAGGCUGCACCUCUGCCCUCCUAGAGUGUCUUUAGCCACAAAACUGUUCUCCUGUUGCACUGUGACCAUGUGAAGCCUUCUGGGGCAGAUGGCAGCACUUCCGCUGCUGGAUGGAGGGGAAGCUGGUAGCUUGGGAAUAGCAGCCCCUCUGCUGGAACCAUGGGUGGUGGUAGGUCCCAGCAGGGGAAAAGGUUGGUAUGGCCUCCCUUUCCUCUGUGGUAGUCCCACGGUUGGACAGUAGGUGGUGCUACAUGCUUUUACUAUGAGGGGUUCCCACUUCAUUCUUGGUGCUGGGCUUCUGUCUACCUGUCUUCAAAGGGGAAGGUCCUUCCCAAUGCUGUAGUUGUACCAGCUGUCUGACAUUUGCUUACUUGACUGUUUCAGCAGCUGGAGGGGUCAGGUAAUGGGAAGGAUGGUGCAGUGCGAGACCUUUGCAUGCUGCAAGCCAAGGAAACAUGUCUGCUGCCUGUUCUGCAUAAUCCUUUCCCUGCUGGGAGAAGAUGAUGGAUCCUCCCUUUACUGUGGCUGCCAGCCCAUUGCCAGGACACUGAUGCUUAGCCUCCUCUUGCGAAGUCUGCCAAAGAUCAGCCUUGGAGUGGCCAGCUGGUAGCCCUGUAGUGGUAGGGACGGGGAAGUGUUCCCUUUCAGUAGAUGGCCAGCUUCUUUGCAUUGUGUGUUGCACAGCUGGCUGGCCCCAGGUGUGGUGUCCAUACCUCAAUGACCAUUUGGAUGUCUAUCUGCUUGUCUCUCUGUCUGAUGCAUGAUUUAGGCAGGCGCUCUAUCUUUUACAGCCCUGAACUUCAGUUCUAUACCCUUCAGCAGUGAUUGGUGUUUCUCUCCUGCUGCAGUCUGCAGGGGUCACCUUGCCAUCCAGCAUUCUGUGCCUUUACUGUAUCACUCUCAGGGUUGGAGUGAGGAAAGGGCAUUGCAGAAGUGCUGGUGGGAAUCAAUAAAUUUGCGCACAUAAGUA